CCUCGUCAUUGUAGUUGAAAACCAGCACAAGCAGUCGUACCACAAACCGUACAAUGCUACAAACGUGUUUCAUUAAAUCCUGUUUCUAUAAAAGAUUUCUUAAUUUAUUUCUGCGGUCGACCAUUUUGAUUGAUAAUUAAAAAUAAUUAAUACGAUAAGCGGUUGUAUAAAGAUCAAUAAUUGGAAUUAAAAAAAAAAAGAGAGGUGGGAGACAAAUCACGACCUCAAUUACGACAGUGUCUUAAUUUGUAUUGCACGUUUUCAUAGUGUUUAAGUGCGUCAGAACUUAAGAAAGAGUUCUUCAUUCUUCGUAAAAUCCUUACGGAAGAGGAGAGAAAAACAAGAAAAAGAGACACAGAUAAAGGGAGAAAGAAAGAAAGGCAAACAGAGACAGAGAGAAAGAUAUAACAUUAAUCCGAAAAGAGGGAAAAAUUUUACGAACGAAACUGUACUUGCUCAAUCUCUCUCUCUCUCUCUCUCUCACUUUCUCUCUCUCUCUCUCUCUCUCUCUCUCUUUCGCGCGCGUGCGAGAGAGAAAGAAAGAGGGUCUGUCGAAAGUGCCGUUUACCAUGUAGAAGAUUGUACUGCAGAUGGCUGUAAUUCAAAAUACUAGAACGAAAGUUUAAGAGGUAUUAUGGAACAAUUCCAUGAUAUAAGCGAUGAAAACUUAAACAUAAGUGAUGUCAUCGAAGUCAUCCAAACCACCGACCCUGGUUUUGUGGAAUCUAACGGGCAGGUGGAUCAAGAAAUGGUCGAGAUGGGUGGAGCGCGGUUGGCUCAACCCUAUGUGGAAAUAGUAGAACAACCUGCAAGCAAAGCUUUGCGUUUUCGUUAUGAAUGCGAAGGUAGAUCUGCAGGUAGUAUACCUGGAGCAAACAGUUCACCAGAAAACAAAACUUUUCCUACUAUAAGAAUAGUAGGCUAUAAAGGUCGAGCUGUGGUAGUAGUAUCUUGUGUAACAAAAGAUUUACCAUACAGACCUCACCCUCAUAACCUUGUUGGAAAAGAAAUAUGUAAACGAGGAGUCUGUACACUUGAAAUUUCAUCUGAAAAUAUGACAGUUACCUUUGCUAAUUUAGGUAUUCAGUGUGUCAAAAAAAAAGACAUAGAGGAGGCACUUAAAAUUAGGGAAGAAAUUCGUGUCGAUCCUUUUAGAACUGGUUUUGAACACAAAAAACAGCCUACCAGCAUUGAUCUUAAUGCAGUAAGACUGUGUUUCCAAGUUUUUUUAGAAGGAUCGCAAAAAGGAAAAUUCACUCAUCCAUUAACACCUGUAGUAUCAGAUCCUAUUUUUGAUAAAAAGGCAAUGUCUGAUCUUGUGAUCAACAAGUUAAGUCAUUGUAAUGCUCCUGUUGCUGGUGGUAUGGGGAUGAUUCUUUUAUGUGAAAAAGUGGCAAAAGAAGAUAUUCAAAUUAGAUUUUUUGAAGAAAAAGAUGGACACGUUACAUGGGAAGGAUUUGGAGAUUUUCAACCAUCUCAAGUACAUAAGCAGACAGCAAUCGCUUUUCGGACGCCUAGUUACUGUACACAAGAAAUAGAACAACCAGUACAAGUUUAUAUCCAAUUGAAGAGGCCAUCAGACGGUGUGACAAGUGAUCCAUUACCAUUUGAGAUGUUACCAUUAGGUACAGAUGAUCGUGAUUCGUUCAGGCGAAAGAGACAAAAAUUUAAUAACAGCCCAAAAGCGAUAGUCUUGAAACAUAUACAGGCAGAAGCUGAAAAUAAUGCUGCAGUGACUUAUCAACCUAUGCAGUACUUCAAUAUUAUAAAACCAGAACCAAUGGAAGCAGUACCACCAUUUGGAGGUAUUGUUACAACUAAAGGAUCUUUUUCAUUACAUUCUAUGGGCACAUCAUCUCAACCUCAAUCCAAUAUGCAAACACUAAGACCUCAAGUAUCACCAGGUAGAACUCCAUCACCUAUGGAAUAUAAUCCAUAUACUUCACCUGUAAUGCAACCACACCUGUCACCUCAAUAUCAACCAUCAGCCUCUAAUGUAACACAGCAACCCUCAGUUGGAAUACAUGUACCACAACAAUGUUCGUUUUUACAAGAAAAUAAUUUGCAAGAUGCAGAACAAUUGAUAACACUAAACAAAAUCACUUCAGAACAACAAAAUACUGGUUUGCAACCUAUAUAUAAUAAUGAUAAUCUCGAAAAGAUAGAUGUGACUACUGGUUUAAGCAUCGAUAACCAGCAGUAUUUUGAUCUGAGUUUAAAUUCAGCAGAUUUAGCAGAAUUCUCAGUUUUUGAUAAUACUUUGUCCACAAAUUUAUUAAGUGGACUAUCUAUAUCAGAAUAUACAAAGGAUGGAACAAGCGAAAAUCCAAAUUUGGAAGCAAACUGUGUUGGAGAUAACAACACCAUGACCGAUAGUUACACUAACUUAACAAAAAAUACAAUUCAAGAAUUAUGUAGUUUAAAUGAUAUGUAUAAACCUACUAGGAGCCAUGACAAUUAAACAGUUCCACAUUUGUUGGAAAUCUACUUGUAAAAAUUUGAUGAUAUUUCUACAUGGUAUGAAGUUGUGUUAUGUGUAUAUAAAUAUUAUCUUUUUAUAAUUAAAAUCAUGGUAUUAUGCAAUAAUAUUGUAGAUAUUCCAGGUCUUUCUUAUUUACUGAUUAUUACACUGAUUUUAAUAUACUAACAUAAUAAUGUAAAGUUUAUUAAUUGUGAAUUCAAGUAUGAUAAAAAAAUAAUUUUUAGAAAUUUUUUAAUUUUCAAUAUAUGCUCGAUAUUAUGCGUAUUGUGUGUGUGUGUAUGUGUGUGUGUGCGCGUGUGUAUGUGUAAAAAUUAUUUUAGUAAUUAAAAAAAAAUCUAUAACUGUGAUGAAAUUACAAUGGAAAUAAGAAUUUGUACAGAUACAUAUUUUUUUUAAUCAAUAUUCUUUAUAACUGGAAUAAAAAUUGUUAUGAAUAUAUAGAAAUUUGUAUUACUAAAGAAAAGAUAAAUUUAAGAAAAGAAAAUCAUAAUUACAUUAAAGAUAAGUUACAUACACAUGUUAUACAACGAUUGAUUGCAGAAAAUAAAUAUUUUAUUAAAAAAAAAUAAAAGAAAAAAAUACGAAUAGACAUGCUCAACAUAAUAAUACAUGCAGAAAUGUAUGCGAUGUUAUCAAUUACAUUAAGCGUGAAAACAACUUGUAACAGUUCCAAGAAGUAUAAUCUAUCAGUCAACAUGAUUAUCAUUCGUCAAUAACACAAUUACAAUCUUUUCAUAUAUAGAAAACAAAAAUUUGUUACAUAUAGAAAAAUAUUUUUAUAAAUAUACGUAUUAUGUUUUUUUGAUACGUAAACAUAUGCAUACAUUACACAUUUUCAAUUUGUUUUUUAUUUUUGUAUAAUUUAAAUAAUUAUAUUAAUAAUGUGAAUUAAAAAGGGUUUAGUUAAUUUCUUUCGUCGAAAUAAAUUGCAAUGUUUAAUAAUUUUAUAAAAAUCAUUAUAAAAAGAAAUUUAUAUUCUGCUGUUGUUGCUAUAUUAACUUAGAAUAAAUUAUAUCUUUCAUGUUAUACAUGAUGUAAUGUAUCUCAAUAAUGUUUUAUUAUAUUAUCAUGUAUAUGGAAAAAAAAUGGAGAUUAUAUAUAUAUAUAUAUAUAUAAAUUUGGAUUAUAUAUACAAUUAUUUACCAUUUUUGUAUACUUGUACGUACGAAUUAUAAGUAUCACAUAAUUUGAGAGACGUCUUAUUUUUUAAUAAUUAACUAUCAAUAAUUAUUGCAGUGUAUUGAAUUAUACCUCAUUUCAUUUACAUUGUUCAGUCUCAGAAGCAAACUUAUUAACACUAUCAUCAUAAUAUAGUGCAGUUUACACAAGUAGACGAGGACAAUGAACGUUCUUUAAAACGUUUUAUAUUUAAAAAUGUGUAUAAAAAAUUAUACUUACAUACUAUAUAAUUUUAAAAAUAUUAUACGCGAUGAAUAUUAUAUUCUACGUGUGAUAUGGAUUUCAAAUAAUGAUAUGGAAGUAAGAAGUAAUGUCCAAUAAUGAUCGAUUUAUAAUUUUUUUUUAUUUUUCAUAAAUAUACCGAUAGAAAAAUAACAUCAUGUAAAUAUUUUUUAAUCUAAAUGGGAAGAGAUAUUCUCCUUCACACACUAGUGAAGAAUAAAAAGGUACAUCUGUAAUGUUUUUCAAAAUGUAUUUACUUAAAAAUACAAUGAAAGUUUCAAAUCUGAUGGAAUGGGCAGAAAAUGUAGUCUGUGGUGUCGGUUACUGUUACGUCGAGAGAGAGAGAGAGAGAGAGAGAGAGAGAGAGAGAGAGAGAGAGAGAGAGAGAGAGAGAGAGAGAGAGAGAGAGAGAGAGGGAGAGAGAGAUAGAAAG
Vespa velutina is the source of this 4316-nucleotide messenger RNA. It is a transcript of the gene Dl, whose product is annotated as embryonic polarity protein dorsal-like. Gene Ontology annotation, cellular component: cytoplasm; nucleus. The transcript has 12 exons. Gene Ontology annotation, biological process: non-canonical NF-kappaB signal transduction; cellular response to stress; inflammatory response. Bases 635 to 2461 code for a protein of 608 amino acids. Gene Ontology annotation, molecular function: DNA binding; DNA-binding transcription factor activity. Lineage: Eukaryota; Metazoa; Arthropoda; Insecta; Hymenoptera; Vespidae. The record is from RefSeq and is a predicted model, not a curated record.